CAAGCUCUUUAAUUAUCUUGGUGGAAAGUGAAGGAGUUACUAAGAACUUGAUGAUUUCCUGACUUCACUUGUUGUACAACGACAGAAACGUUGUCGCUUUGUAGUCUUCACCUGCCUCAUGAGUCCCAAAAAGACAGCGCUGCCCAGAGAAGUCGUCAAGUGGCUGCAAACCCUCGAUUUGUCAUUUUAUCCGAAGAAUGUGCGCAGAGAUUUUUCCAACGGUUACCUUGUGGCAGAGAUAUUUUCUCAUUAUUACCCCCACGGCUUUCCAUUGCAUUCCUAUGACAAAGGAACAUCACUCUGUGCCAAGCAGUGGAACUGGAGCCAGAUUGGGCGGUCUCUACAAAAGCAGAAUCUUCACUUGAUGAAAGAGGCCAUUGAUGGAACAAUCCACUGUAAAUCAGGAGCAGCUGAGCUGUUGGUGCAGCAGAUUUACACUAUUUUAACGAAGCGGCACAUCAGUGAUAUUCAGAAACAAGAGUCCGACUUUACUGACCAACAAUACCAGGAGUCGCUGCCUGCACUGGCUCGCUCCACAGCCUCGAAGGCCAUCAAGAACAAUCUGGCAAUAACAGAGAUCAUGGCCAAGCCUGACAUAUGCACAAACCAGAAGAAGACUGAAGUCAUCCUCCACAGGCACCUGGAGCACAAAGCUGAAGAGAGGGUUCUCAACCCUGGGCGUUUUAAAGUGAAGUCUAAUCGAAGUCAGCUGUCAGCCAAAAAUGUUGUACCACCCAGCCAGGGUGAUGAGUGCUCUGACAGCUCUUCGAGCGGAGGCACAGCAUCAAAAUUGUGGUCCUCGUCAACAACGACUGGAGCUUCUGUUUCCUUCAAGGAGAUAAAGGUGCAUCAGCCUGUCAAACACUCACUGGUGAACUAUUAAAGGAGACAAACAGACAGCUGUGUUCUGUUACUGUAUUAUGUGUGCGUCACUUCAUGUACUGAUAUGUUUUCAGUUAUUCAAAGCACAACCUGCGUCUAACUGUUGUGCCACACAAGUAUUUGCUGCAGUAUAAUUUGCUGUGAAAUACAAAUGACGUCACUGUUAGUUAUGGCUUAUGUAAUGCUAUAGAGCCUCUACAGUCAUGUCUGGGUUAUGUGUGUUUGUGCCAGUAGGUGGCAGCAUUGAGUCGUGAGUGGUGUUAUCCUCAGUGAUCUUUUUACUGGUAUAGGUGUACCAUUGAGAAAAAGAGGAAAUAAAUCAAUGUAUGCAGUGUA
This is a messenger RNA of Stegastes partitus (bicolor damselfish), 1218 nucleotides long. It is a transcript of the gene spata4, whose product is annotated as spermatogenesis associated 4. Gene Ontology annotation, cellular component: axoneme. The record is from RefSeq and is a predicted model, not a curated record. The transcript has 6 exons. Lineage: Eukaryota; Metazoa; Chordata; Actinopteri; Pomacentridae. Bases 119 to 883 code for a protein of 254 amino acids. Gene Ontology annotation, molecular function: microtubule binding. Gene Ontology annotation, biological process: regulation of cytoskeleton organization.